Messenger RNA from Ectocarpus siliculosus, 555 nucleotides. The record is from the annotation of a GenBank genome assembly. Lineage: Eukaryota; Phaeophyceae; Ectocarpales; Ectocarpaceae.
AUGGAACGUGUGGACGGGGGGGGUCCAUGCGCCGGGGCUGCACGGGGCGGCCACCUUACCAUCGUGAAGUGGACGAGGAGGAAAGGAUGUCCAUGGGACAAGCGGACGUGUGACCUUGCAGCACAGGGCGGGCACCUUAAGGUGUUGAAGUGGGCUAUUGAAAAAGGCUGCGUGUGGGACACCUACACUUUCGCGUUGUUGGCCUGCGGAGGGAACCUUGAGGUUUUGCGCUGGGCACGAGCGAACGGCUGUCCGUGGGAUACACGCUCUUGUUCGAUCGCGGCCGAACGAGGGCACCUCAAGGUUCUGCAAUGGCUGCGCGGAAACGGUUGUCCUUGGGAUGACCAAACCACCAUGAAGGCAGCCGAGUACGGACACCAUGAAGUCUUGAUUUGGGCCCUAGACAACCAUGGCGUAUGGGACUCGCGCAUUCCGCUAAUUGCUGACUCGAACGGCUAUCGCUACAUUUCUCGGUGGGCGCGUGGUUACGAUCGGGCCACUCACAAGCGAAGGUUCAGCUUGAUGUCAAAAUGCGAACCUUGGCUAGGUGUGUAA